GAUGACGAGAUGGAACAGAGUAUGGAGAUGGGGGCUGAUGAAUUUUUGGCUGUCAAUCCGAAAGAUAAACUCGCCACAUCUUGGGGCAAAAUUAAGAAACUUCGCUAACUGAAACGAGGCGGCAAUUUUUGUCGCCUCUUUCUUUAUGGAAAAGCCCGCGAAACCCAGACACCAUGGAAAAUUACGAAUCCGUCCUAAAACGCCUUGAAAAAACAGCAAAACACUAUACCAACAUCGCGCCGGAAAAUGGGCAAUUUCUCUCCAUCCUCAUCCAUGCCAUUCAGGCGCGAAAUGUGCUUGAAGUCGGAACAAGCAACGGCUAUUCCACAAUCUGGCUUGCUGCCGCACUGAAAGAGACGGGGGGUAGGCUCAUCACCCUUGAGUUUGAUCGGAAACGGGCAGAAGAAGCGCAGGCGCAUCUUCAGGAAGUCGGGUUAGACAGUAUCGUCGAAAUGCGUGUCGGAAAUGCACUCGACGAAAUACCGAAAUGCGAUGCUAUCUUUGAUCUUGUAUUCCUUGACGCGGAGAAAAAUGAAUAUCGACGCUAUCUCGAAUUGGCGUUGCCUAACAUCCGUCCUGGUGGUCUGAUUGUCGCUGAUGAUACCGUAACAAUGCGCGAUGAAAUGCCUGACUAUGUUGAAUUCGUCUUUAGCACACCGAGACUACACUCUGUUGACAUUCCUUUAGACGACGGCAUUAUUUUGAGUUAUAAAACCGAGGUAUAGGUGUUGAUAGUGUAUUAAUAUUGAUGAAGAGGUAACCAAGAUUUCCGUUCAAUCUAAACUCUCAGACAAAUCCACCCGUUUCACCGAAUCCGUCAUCCGCGGCAUGACGCAACUCUGCCUGCGCUAUGAUGCAAUCAAUCUCUCCCAAGGCACGCCAGCGUAUCAACCCCCUCCAGAAGUCAAAGCCGCAGCGAUUGAAGCAAUCCAAGACGGAUAUAAUCAGUACAGUAUUACAUGGGGGGCACCGGCGUUUCGUGAAGCAAUCGCUCAUAAAAUGACGGCCUUUAACUGCAUCCCCACUGAUUCCGACAGAAACGUCACUGUCACCUGCGGUUCAACCGAAGGUAUGCUCUCCUCGCUUCUCGCGAUCAUCAAUCCCGGCGACGAGAUUAUCAUUUUUGAACCCUUUUAUGAGAACUACGGACCGGAUACCAUCAUCUCUGGUGCAA
Messenger RNA from Geodia barretti, 1174 nucleotides. The record is from the annotation of a GenBank genome assembly. Lineage: Eukaryota; Metazoa; Porifera; Demospongiae; Tetractinellida; Geodiidae.